AGUUUUUUUUUUUAAUUCGCAAAAAUUGAACUUACUUUUUUUGUGUUCCCAACAGAUCCGGUUGAUGUGGAAGAGGAGAACUCUGACUGUGGAGGAAGCAGCGGUUUGUCCUCUUCCAAAAAACCAUUGUACCGGGAAUGUCUAGACGAACAGGUGGAUGCAGAACAUAACCGCUCUUUUGGCACUUACUGCAGUGUCUUCACAAGCAAGAUCAGCAUGUUCGAAGGGACACAGACGGGGGAAGCGUCUAGGAAGGAGCGUCGCUCGACUGCUUGUGAAAGGGUUCACACAGAUGAAAGGCCUUUUAAAUGUCUUGAGUGCCCUAAGGCGUUUCGGACUAAGCCUUCCUUGAGGGUUCACGAGAAAUCUCAUUGUGAUGAAAGGCCAUUUAAAUGCCCCUACUGUCCUAAAGCAUUUCAAACGAAGCCAUGGUUGACUGAGCACAAGAUAUCUCACAGUGAUAAAAGGCCAUUUAAAUGCCCCAGCUGCCCUAAAGCAUUUAAAAUAAAGUCAAGCUUGACUAUGCACAAACGAUUUCACAGUGAUGAAAGGCCAUUUAAAUGCCCCAGCUGCUCUAAGGCAUUUAAAAUCAAGUCGCACUUGACAACUCAUUUGGUAUCUCACAGUGAUGAGAGGCCCUUUAAAUGCGCCACUUGCCCCAAAGCCUUCCGGACAAGGCCAGACUUGAGGGUUCAUGAGAGCUCUCAUAGUGAUGAUGGGCCAUUUAAAUGCCCCUACUGUCCUAAAGGAUUUCAAAUAAAGUCCAGAUUGAUAGGCCACAAGCUGUCUCACAGUAAUAAAAGGCCAUUUAAAUGCCCCAGCUGCCCUAAAGCAUUUCAAACAAAGUCAAGCUUGACUGUGCACAUGAUAUCUCACGGUGAUAAAAGGCCAUAUAAAUGCCCCAGUUGCCCUAAAGCAUUUAAAAUUAAGUCGUCCUUGACGACUCACAAGGUAUCUCACAGCGAUGAAAGGCCGUUUAAAUGCCCCAGCUGCCCUAAAGCAUUUCAGAGAAAGUCAUGUUUGAUGGAGCACAAGAUAUCUCACAGCGAUGGUAGGCCGUUUAAGUGCCCUAGCUGCCCUAAAGCAUUUAAAAGAAAGUCACACUUAACGACUCACAAAAUAUCUCACAGUGAUGAAAGGCCCUUUAAAUGCCCCACGUGCCCUAAAUCAUUUCGGACAAAGCCUCACUUGAGGGUUCACGAGAGCUGUCACAGUGAUGAAAGGCCGUUUAAAUGUCCUCACUGUCCUAAAGCAUUUCAAAUGAUGUCUCGCUUGACGGAGCACAAGAUCUCUCACAGUGAUAAAAGGCCGUUUAAAUGCCCCAGCUGCCCUAAAGCAUUUCAAACAAAGUCAAGCUUGACUGUGCACAAGAUAUCUCACAGUGACAGAAGACCAUUUAAAUGCCCCAGCUGCCCUAAAGCAUUUAAAAUGAAGUCAUCCUUGACGACUCACACAAUAUCUCACAGUGAUGAAAGGCCGUUUAAAUGCCCUAGCUGCCCUAAAGCAUUUAAAAUAAAGUCACGCUUGAUGGCUCACGAGAUAUCUCACAGUGAUGAAAGGCCAUUUAAAUGCCCCAGCUGCCCUAAAGCAUUUAAAAUCAAGUCACGCUUGACAACUCACAAGUUAUAUCACAGUGGUGAAAGGCCGUUUAAGUGCCUCUCCUGCCAAAAUUCGUACUGUUGCAACUUUUCCUUGAUUGUUGACGAGAGAUUUCACUACAGAGGUGGAGGGACUUUCAGAUGUGAAACCUGCGACAGAGCAUUUGCAGAGAAGCGGCAGUUAACCUAACAUUAGCUAAUUCAUGCAGGCCCAGAGCUUUUCGCGUGUUCCACCUCUUCGAAAGAGUUCCCUUUUCGGUCUAAGUUGAACAUUGGCAAACUUGUUCGCGUGCCUGUGGCUUAUAAACGCCCCACCCCCUGCUCGAAAUCAUUCCGUAUGAAGUUUUACUUGGAACGUUCAUGAAAAGCUUCACAAAAAUUAAACAACUUGUCUAAAUUAUAUUUGUCAAAAGUCUAGCUUGUAGUCACAAAACAAUUAAUGAAUGCAAGGAACCAGCAGAUGUGACACCUGUAACAAAGUGUUUGAACAGGAAAAUCUAAAUUCGACACCUACCCAAAAGAGUUCAGAGUAAAAUCGAGCUUGAGUCUUCACAAAUGCAAGAUGCCAUACAAAUGCGAAACCCUUGACGCAGUGUUUGUACAGAAAUAUAAAUAUGUAGGUUGUCAACAGAGUGACUUGGUCAGAAAUCAAUUUGUAUGCCAAACCUCCUCAGAAGCACUGUGCAGGGAGUCGCAUUUGAGUGCUCAUGAAAAGAUUCACCGGGAUGAUCUGGCCACCAGACUUGGACCUCAUGCUAUCGCAGUCACUGAACAAGAGCACCUAAAUGCUCACCAGGCUGUUCACAAGAAAGUCUAUCCAAAUGUCCCAUCCAGCCAAAAGUGUUUAAAAUGAACUUACCUCUUCAUUUCAAGCUUUCUUUUCAGUUGAAGCUUUGCUUGAACAAUCUACAAAUGUAGCACUUGUACCGUGGCAUUCAACAAUGAGCAACACUUGAAUGCGGUUCACACAGGAUGAAUGACCUUGAGUGUGUCACCUGCUGAUGAGUUUCACAGAAUGUCUUCCUAGCAUUCUUGUAAAUGUUGUCACAAGCAGAACACUUGACUAUUGUGAGUUUUAGGCUAUGUGUUUGAUACCUGUGAACUAGGAUUCAGAUGAAGUAGGAGCUUAGAAGGGCAUGUCUUGUGUAUAAAUGCUAUAAAAACACAUGCCCACUCUCGAGGUGCGCGAGAGGCUAAAGCCCUGUCGAAAGUAAGCUCAUGCUGCCGGCGGGACAACUGAAGCUGCUGCGUGCUAUUCUCACCUUUCUAGUGACUAUUGUGUGUUUUUGUUAAAAACAAUAAGGUUUAGUAGUACUUUAUGAUUAAGCAUUAGUAUUUACAAGAACUGACCUAUCAUCUUGCUAUUUUUGUAUAUAAACAAAAGAGGAUGGCUGUACAUUCCUCUCACAUGGCUACUUAUUGAUAAAAAGAAAUGUCUGUCAGAGAUGAGGUGUUUGUUCUGACAUGAUUUUGAGUGAAGAGUUGUUAGAUCUUAAUAUAGAAAGGAAGAACUGGAACAUUCUUCAGAUAACAUUCACAUACUAUCAUGCUAUACUUUGGUUUACCACACUAUUUUAUUUGCAGCACCUUUCUGUAUCAAAGAGGCUGCAUUUUGGUUUUAAAGUAAGGAACCCUGCUUUUUUAAUUAUAUCCGACGCGAGCCAAGGCAUUACAUUUAAGGCCGCACCUGCUGUGGAACCAUUCUGAGACAACUUGACUGUGUUCAAGUGCUCCCAUUAUAUCACUCCUAAAACUUGGAACUCCCUAGGUAUCCAGAUUAGAGACUAGGCUAAGAGUUUUGUAUUUCUUUUUUUGAACAGCAUGUAUUAGCAGUUGUGACCUGUUUGGCGCUUCAUAGUUUACUUGGAAUCCUUGAAUACUUUAAAACAAGCUGGGGAAGUUAUGAUUUUUAGAAUCUAGACUUUGUUAUGUUGUAUGUUUGUGUUAAUUGAAUAAAUAAAUGCUCUUUCCUUUGUUUCUUC
Messenger RNA from Ixodes scapularis (black-legged tick), 3580 nucleotides. RefSeq names its product zinc finger protein 493-like. The transcript has a single exon. Gene Ontology annotation, biological process: regulation of transcription by RNA polymerase II. NCBI's taxonomy places the organism in Eukaryota, Metazoa, Arthropoda, Arachnida, Ixodida, Ixodidae. Gene Ontology annotation, molecular function: DNA-binding transcription activator activity, RNA polymerase II-specific; RNA polymerase II cis-regulatory region sequence-specific DNA binding. The record is from RefSeq and is a predicted model, not a curated record. Bases 217 to 1788 code for a protein of 523 amino acids. Gene Ontology annotation, cellular component: nucleus.